This is a messenger RNA of Beauveria bassiana ARSEF 2860, 978 nucleotides long. RefSeq names its product calcineurin-like phosphoesterase. The record is from RefSeq and is a predicted model, not a curated record. NCBI's taxonomy places the organism in Eukaryota, Fungi, Ascomycota, Sordariomycetes, Hypocreales, Cordycipitaceae. Gene Ontology annotation, molecular function: hydrolase activity. Bases 1 to 978 code for a protein of 325 amino acids. The transcript is spliced from 3 exons.
AUGGGUCUGCUGCAAGCCCUCGGUCUGCGGCGCUCCUCGCAGUGGCAGCGCCUCACCGUGCUCGACCACCUGCUCCUCUCGCCGCUCACCUUUCUCGCCAUCCACCUCUACCACGUCCUCGUCUGGCUGCGAGGGCGACCCUUGCGCAAGCCGCGCGGCAAGGCGCCCGUGCGCGUCGUGUGCAUCUCGGACACGCACGACCUGACCGUCGACGUGCCCGACGGGGACAUCCUGGUCCACGCGGGCGACCUCACCAACGCGGGCACCGCGGCCGACAUCCAGAAGCAGCUCGACUGGCUCGCGGGUUUUGCGCACCCGGUUAAAAUUGUGGUCGCGGGUAACCAUGAUUCGUACUUUGAUCGCCGGGCGCGCCGGGACGAGGACGUGCGCAGCAAGGCCAAGCUGCGGCUGGGGGAGAUCCUGUAUCUGCAGGGCGACAUGACGGUGCAAGAAGUCAAUGGGCGAAAGAUUAGCAUCUUUGGCGCGGGCGAUGUGCCUGAAUGCGGGCCAAAAGAGUUUGCAUUCCAAUAUACUCCCGUGACGCAGCCAUGGUACAAUAGAGUACCACCUCAGACAGAUAUCCUUGUUACUCAUACCCCGCCAAAACACCAUCUCGACCUUGACCUUGGCUGCCCACAUCUGCUCCGCGAAGUAUGGCGUGUAAAGCCACGUCUGCACGUCUUUGGCCACUGUCACUGGGCCUAUGGACAGGAAUCCAUCUACUUUGACGAAAUGCAGACCGCGUACGAGACGCUUCUCUCGCGCCCUCGCCGGGGCCCCAUUAUGGAUUUCGUUCCGAACCGCUCCUGGAUGUACAUGUGGCAAAUCGUCUACUACGGCAUCCGAGGGGUUGUCUGGAAGUGGCUCAUGAUGGGCGGUCCCAGAGACAAUCAGGGCGGCAGCAUCAUGGUCAACGCUGCGCAAAUGUACGGCGAUACCGGCCGCAUCAAGUCGCGUGCGGUUGUGGUGGAUAUUUAA